Nanorana parkeri is the source of this 654-nucleotide messenger RNA. Its product is annotated as claudin-16-like. The record is from RefSeq and is a predicted model, not a curated record. The coding region runs from base 1 to 654 and encodes 217 amino acids. Gene Ontology annotation, cellular component: bicellular tight junction; plasma membrane. Gene Ontology annotation, biological process: bicellular tight junction assembly; cell adhesion. Gene Ontology annotation, molecular function: structural molecule activity. The transcript has 5 exons. NCBI's taxonomy places the organism in Eukaryota, Metazoa, Chordata, Amphibia, Anura, Dicroglossidae.
AUGGGCAGCACAUUGGUGGAGGUCAUGAGUCUUGUCUUAGGGAUCGUGUCGUUUCUGUUUUUCAUUGCGUGCAGCACAACGGACUGCUGGAGGCAAGAUGCCAAGGAUCCUUACUCCUCCGUGGGCUUGAGUUCUAGAUGCCGGGGCCUAUGGAGCGAAUGCGUGUAUGACCACAUGGCCAACAUCUGGACCUGCGACAUCCCAAUCUCGUAUCUCAGUGAGCAUCCAGUGCCCCUGGUGGCCACCCGGGCCUUGGUCAUCGUGAAUGCCAUUCUCACCUUUGCUGCAACACCACCUCUGGUUCUUGGAAUGAAAUGUAUCAAAUUCAUCAGCGGAGAAGGUGAUCUCAAGAGGAAACUUUCACGAGCUGCUGGCCUAAUGCUGCUUCUAGGAGGCGUCUGUGGAGGUGUCGCAUUGUUCUGGUAUGCUGUUGACACAGUACUAAAGUACAGGAUGGAGGUGGUCCUGACCGUCCCUGGGAUCACAUAUGAACUCGGAUAUUCUUACUGGUUUGCUACUGGCUCCACUGGAUGUGCAUGCGUUGCGGCUUUCCUGCUCCUCUCUAUGAACUGUAGAAGGGACAUCACUGCUGAGACAAAAUCUGCCAGUGCUAUUCGUCAGAGAGCCCACAACAAUGCAAUGACCUAUCUGUGA